Messenger RNA from Colletotrichum acutatum, 1501 nucleotides. Its product is annotated as peroxisomal membrane protein. Gene Ontology annotation, biological process: peroxisome organization. The coding region runs from base 159 to 1316 and encodes 385 amino acids. The transcript is spliced from 2 exons. The record is from RefSeq and is a predicted model, not a curated record. NCBI's taxonomy places the organism in Eukaryota, Fungi, Ascomycota, Sordariomycetes, Glomerellales, Glomerellaceae. Gene Ontology annotation, cellular component: peroxisomal membrane.
UUGCAACCCCUUCAUCUUGACAUAUCGCCCUCUUCUUCAUUCUCUUCGUGCUGACACCACCACCGCGCGCUUUUCCUCUGUACCUGUUCAGUUCCACCUCCGGUCCGACUAUUCGUUGCGCAACCUUCGCCACGCCUUAAUGAUUUGAAUCUUGCAUCAUGUCGACUUCCGCCGAUAUCCCCAACAAAACGCGACUAUCGCAUCAGCCGUCCAAGAUCCGCGCCGUUCUUUCAUUACCGCCGCAAUGGCUUCACAUGUACGAAGAGUUCAUCACCAAGAACUCUAGUCAGGUCUCUCAAAUAGAGUCGGCCUUACGGUCCCUCACCUAUAUCAUCCCUGGUCGGUUCCGCGACGCCGAAAUUGCUUCCGAAACUGUCCAUUCGAGUGUACAGCUCCUUUCUCUUUAUCAUGAUACCCUUCUUAUGCGCGCUCUGUCGCGCAUCCCGAUGGCGCGACUGCCAUCCCCUCAUGCCCGAUAUACAAAAUACUGGACUCAGCGCAGUCCCAUGUACCGGCGCAUUGCCAUGUUACUGCAAAUGGUCACAUACACACAGCUGCUAUGCGAGAUGGCUGCUAAGAGGCGUGGCGGCGAGCGCAGUCGAUGGCGCGUCGUCGUGCUCUUGGAGGCUAUCAAGGCCAUCUGCCGCCUAUUACUAUUGCGCGUGACGCGCUCUCGUCCUCUUGUGUCGCCCGUUCUCCCGGAACGUGAGCCUAUCCCUGAAGAAACCGAGGCCGAAAGUGACGCCGCUCUGAAGGAUAUUCUGGAAGAGCCGACCAAUGGACACGCACCGGAAGACAGCGAAGAGGCGCAGAAGCCUCAUGAGAAAGACUGGACGAUGCCCAGGACUGGCAUGAGCCUUCCUUCGCUGCCCAACGCUGGCGAUAUUAGCGGCUAUCUUCUGGGCAAAGUGUUGACAGCAGAGGAUAUCAAACCAGCUGCAAAGCUGCUGAAUCAGCUGCAGGGCAGUGCACAGGCAGCAGAGGUGCUACACAUCCUCGCACCGUUGGUGUAUGCCAUUGCUUUGUCGAAAAGCAAGAAUAAGAAGUCAUGGACACCGUGGCUAGUUGGUCUGAGCGUUGAAUACGCAGCACGACAACUCAGAGACCGGGGCUUCAGGACAACGCCACUCGAACGCGACGAAUGGAGCAAGAGAGGCUGGGCCAUGGGAUGGUGGACCAUGCGCGGAGCAUUCUACGAGAACAUCAUGAAGGGUGUUGUCGGCGGCGUGCGAUCCAGAGUACCCAACUUGGUCGGUGGCAUUCUGGAGGACUACGAGUACUUGUGGGAGAACUACUACUUCAGCACCAGUGCCUAAAUGUAGGCUGCUCGGCGUUCGUUCUGCGCCGGUGUCAGUCGUAACGAUUGAUUCGGUUUACAAGUCAGCAUCCGCCUGGCCUUCGCAGAGUAUUGCUUGCAUUUCUAUGCAAUUCAGGGCUUGAUCAAGGCGCCAAGAACCCUCCCAGACCGCCUCAAGCCACCGUCUAGGUCCCUCAUGCGGCC